AUGUCUCAGUCGCGAAUUCCUCGGCCUUCUCAAGGCAGCUCCCGUUCCUACACCCCUUCCCUUCUCCCUUCGAAUCCUACCCCAGUCAAUUCUACCGGCUACCACGGCAACCCCGUUACGCGCGUGUGCCGAGUGAUAUUUCGCAACCCCGAUCAAGGAGGUUAUCCAACUAUCACGGUCGAGAGGUUCGACGGCAUAGGCGACCUACCAGGUCAGGGACCAACUAUGGACCUGGUCGACGACUCGAGGAAGAACGAGGGGUUUCUGGGAGGCGUCGGCGGUGUGGGUGAAGGUAUGGGUGGAGCGAGGGAGGAGUUGGCAGGGCUGUGUCUCUCGGCAGCGGCGUCGAUCAAGGGUCACCACGUUUCCACUUGGGCGCAGGCGCCAGACCUAUCGGGCAGUAACGGCUUUUAA
Messenger RNA from Letharia lupina, 414 nucleotides. RefSeq lists its product as uncharacterized. The coding region runs from base 1 to 414 and encodes 137 amino acids. The record is from RefSeq and is a predicted model, not a curated record. The transcript is spliced from 2 exons. Lineage: Eukaryota; Fungi; Ascomycota; Lecanoromycetes; Lecanorales; Parmeliaceae.